UUCUGACCAAUUCAAUCAGUCAUCUGCUGACUCCCGCAAAAGCAAGUUCUUUGCAAGCUAUACCAAUAUGAUCCAAUACAUCGUUCUCGGUUUGGUGGCGGCCGCCGCUGCCAACGUCUACCAUGACGGUGCCUGCCCCGAAGUGAAGGUGGUCGACAACUUCGACUGGUCCAACUACGCCGGCAAGUGGUACGAAAUCGCCAGGUACAACAACGAAAUCGAGAAGUUCGCAAAGUGCGGAUGGGCUGAGUACACCGCUGACGGCAAGGGCGUCAAGGUCAAGAACUUCCACGUGAUCCACGGCAAGGAAUACAGCCAAGAGGGAUCUGCCUACCCCGUUGGCGAACCUAAGAUCGGCAAGAUCUACCACAAGCUCACUUUCGGAGGUGUUACAAGUGAGAACGUUUUCAACGUCCUCGCCACCGACAACAAGAACUUCAUCAUCGGAUACCACUGCAAGUACGACGAAGAGAAGAAGGGACACCAAGACUUCGCCUGGGUGCUGUCCAAAUCCAAGGUCCUUACCGGUGACGCCAAGACCGCCGUUGAGAACUACCUCGCUGGCUCCCCAGUCAUCGACAGCAGCAAACUUCUGUACAACGACUUCUCCGAAGAGGCUUGCAAAAUCUCCAAGUAGAUUAAAACAUAAUUAAUUAAUAAGUUUACAUACACAAAAUUUCCACCCCAUAAUCCCUAUUGAUUGUAACUAUUGCAAUGCUAUUUUAAAGGUAUUAAAUCUAAACUUAAUCAUCUGUGAUGUUUUGCAUCGUGUUGAGUCGGUUGAUUAAGCCAUAGAUCUGUAUUUACAUCGAGGGUACGUAGUUUAAGAUAGUUUAAUAAUUACAAAGCAGUUCCGCAAUAAAUGUGAUUAGCACUAAUACCA
Colias croceus (clouded yellow) is the source of this 883-nucleotide messenger RNA. Its product is annotated as bilin-binding protein-like. Bases 68 to 637 code for a protein of 189 amino acids. NCBI's taxonomy places the organism in Eukaryota, Metazoa, Arthropoda, Insecta, Lepidoptera, Pieridae. Gene Ontology annotation, molecular function: pigment binding. The record is from RefSeq and is a predicted model, not a curated record. The transcript has 4 exons.